AAAAUCACAUGGACUCUCGUAAAGGAAAGAAACAUAGACAUGAAGGAUAACAAAUUCACAUACCGAAAGUACCCACCGCCAAUGACGCGAAUCCUAUGACUACUAUACUAUUGUUAUUUGAGUUCCGUUUUUCUAAGAGGGGUACUUUUGUCAGCGUGGACUGCCUGGAGAUCGGUUGGUGAUUUCCGCAUCCGCGUCCAAGUUGGACGCGGCGGAAUCCAAUCAUAAAUUGGCCAACAACUCCUCUUUGCAACACAAAAUAUUUGAAGAAAUUUGAGAGAGAGAGAGAGAGAAAGAUAUAUAUAUUAUAUAUAGAGAGAGAAAGAGCAGGCAAUUGAGUUUCUUUGUGGAGUUCUUGAAGGAUGGAAGAUUGCAGGCCAUUGGGUUUCUUGUUGGGAUUGCCGUUUGCUCUGCUUGCUUUGGUUCUGUCUCUAGUGGGUGCUGUUAUCUGGGUUAUUGGGACUGUGCUGAGUUGUCUGUGCCCAUGUUGCUGCUGUUGUGCAGGACUGGUGAAUAUGGCAGUGGGUCUUGUGAAGCUUCCUGUUAAAAUACUUAGAUGGUUCAUUGAUCAGAUCCCUUGUUAAGCCUCUUUCUUUUUUAAAACUGUUUUUUACAAUUCAUUUAUUCAUCCAUCUGUUUGACUAGUUCUUUGUAGUCACACUCAUUUGACACUUUGAUUUAGCGAAUAAAAGACUACUCCCAUUUUAUUGCACCUUAUACCAUGUGCCCACAUUUGUGAGCUAGUUAAUUUUUGGUAUGUAGAAUGCUUUUUAGCCUUAAUUUUAUUUUAGUUUUUAUUGGGGGAAGUUAUACAA
Molecule: messenger RNA, 815 nt
Organism: Cornus florida
Lineage: Eukaryota; Viridiplantae; Streptophyta; Magnoliopsida; Cornales; Cornaceae
Product: signaling peptide TAXIMIN 2
Exons: 2
Coding region: 363-584 (73 amino acids)
Source: RefSeq, a predicted model, not a curated record